AGAGCUGGAUCACCGAGACCAGAGAGCUGGCAGGAGAUGGAAAGGAAAGCAGGGUGUCCGGAUAUUGAGGUGAAAUCCUCGGAGCUGAGCAGAUACAGAUGGAUGUGAUGGAUGAUGUCUAACAGCCCUCCUGUGAGAGCAUCAGGACGCCAUCACUGCUCCGUCCUCCUCAUGGAGCCUGAAGCCAAACCCACCGGGGCAGAGGCAGAUAUAAAGACCAGCAUCCUCCUCCUCCUCCCAGACCCUGUUCUCUGACUAGGACUGAUCUUUGUGUGUCAGCAGGAGAGCGAACAGACGGAGCAGCCAUGUCUCACGGAUGGGGAUACGCGCCACAUAACGGCCCUGAUAAAUGGGGAGUGGAGUAUCCCAUUGCCAACGGGCCCCGACAGUCUCCUAUCAACAUCGUCCCCAGAGAGGCCCAGUACGACUCGUCUCUGAAGGCCCUCAAACUGAGGUACGACCUGUCCAACUCCAAGGGCAUCCUCAACAAUGGCCACUCCUUCCAGGUGGACUUUGUGGACGAGACGGACAGUUCCACUCUGACUGGAGGUCCUAUUUCUGGAACGUACCGUCUGAAGCAGUUCCAUUUCCACUGGGGAGCAAGUGAUGACAGAGGCUCCGAGCACACCGUCAACGGGAUCAAGUUCCCCUGCGAGCUUCACCUGGUUCACUGGAACACUAAGUACCCCAGCUUUGGAGAGGCAGCAGGUCAGCCCGAUGGACUUGCUGUGGUUGGGGUCUUUCUCAAGAUUGGUGCUGCCAACCCCAGACUGCAGAAAGUUCUGGAUGCUCUGGAAGCCAUCAAGUCAAAGGGCAAACAAACAACCUUUCCAAACUUUGACGCGAAGACUCUCCUUCCUGGCUCUCUGGAUUACUGGACUUAUGACGGCUCUCUGACCACGCCCCCUCUCCUGGAGAGCGUCACCUGGAUUGUCCUAAAGGAGCCAAUCAGUGUCAGCCCUGCACAGAUGGCCAUGUUUCGUAGCCUCCUGUUCACCGGAGACGGGGAGGCUCAAUGCUGCAUGGUGGACAACUACCGGCCUCCUCAGCCUCUCAAGGGCCGCCAGGUCCGCGCCUCCUUCAAAUAAACCCAGCAGAAUCUUUAGAGCUUCCCCACCCCGUUACUGACCCAUCCCUCAUUUCAUUAACCUUUCUCUUUUACAGUCUUACUUUAGCUCAUUAAACCUCUGACAUAGACAGCCUGGAUGUAUUCUCAUUUAAAGAACUAUGAUAAAGAUUUUUCAGUUUUUAUGUUUUUAGAAUGAAGCAACCAGUUAGUCAAUCUCAAACCAGUGUUUAAAAAUGCCAUCUACUCAUAAAACUUUUAUUUUAAACUAUGACAAUGUUUAAAUGACUUUCAAGGCUCUCAGAAAUCUUUCAAGGUUCCAGCAAGUCUUUUAAGGCUCUAACAAGUCUUUCAAGUCUCCAAGAAGUCUUUCAAGGUGCUAACAAGUCUUUGAAGGCUCCCAGAAGUCUUUCAAGGCUCUAACAAGUCCUUCCAGGGCUCUCAGAAGUUUUUCAAGUCUCUAGGGAGUCUUUCUAAGCUCUCAGAAGUCUUCCAGGGCUCUCAGAAGUCUUUCAAGGCUGUCAGAAGUCUUUCAAGGCUCUAAGAAGUCUUUCAAGGCUCUCAGACGUCUUCCAGGGCUCUCAGAAGUCUUUCAAGGCUCUCAGAAGUCUUUCAAGGCUCUCAGAAGUCUUUCAAGGCUGUCAGAAGUCUUUCAAGGCUGUCAGAAGUCUUUCAAGGUUCUAAGAAGGCUUUCAGGGCUGUCAGAAGUCUUUCAAGGUUCUAAGAAGGCUUUCAGGGCUCUCAGAAGUCUUUCAAGGCUCUCAGAAGUCUUUCAAGGCUCUCAGAAGUCUUUCAAGGCUCUCAGAAGUCUUUCAAGGCUCUCAGAAGUCUUUCAAGGCUGUCAGAAGUCUUUCAAGGUUCUAAGAAGGCUUUCAGGGCUGUCAGAAGUCUUUCAAGGUUCUAAGAAGGCUUUCAGGGCUCUCAGAAGUCUUUCAAGGCUCUCAGAAGUCUUUCAAGGCUCUCAGAAGUCUUUCAAGGCUCUCAGAAGUCUUUCAAGGCUCUCAGAAGUCUUCCAGGGCUCUCAGAAAUCUUUCAAGGCUGUCAGAAGUCUUUCAAGGCUCUCAGAAGUCUUUCAAGGCUCUCAGAAGUCUUCCAGGGCUCUCAGAAAUCUUUCAGGGCUGUCAGAGGUCUUUCAAGCCUGUCAGAAGUCUUUCAAGGCUGUCAGAAGUCUUUCAAGGCUGUCAGAAGUCUUUCAAGGCUCUCAGAAGUCUUUCAAGGCUCUCAGAAGUCUUCAAGGCUCUCAGAAGUCUUCCAGGGCUCUAAGAUGUCUUUCAAGGCUCUCAGAAGUCUUUCAGGGCUCUAAGAUGUCUUUCAAGGCUCUCAGAAGUCUUCCAGGGCUCUUACUAGUCUUCGGCCUUUAACCAUACAUGACAUCGAUGCUCGCUCUGCUUCUUCUGCCUCACCUAGCUAUAGAUUAAGCACAAAAUGACAAGGCUAUUUUCACUUCUUUUGUUUCCUUUGCUGAUAGAUUAUAUGUUCAGUUUCAAAUCUAAAGAGUUUAAGCUGUUACACUUUUAGGUAGAUUGCACAAAAUCUGGCAUAACUACUAGAUAGCUAAUGACUAACUAACUGUUAGUUAAGGGCAUCAAUUAGUAGUUCUUUGCUAGUUGACAAAAGCCACCAGUGAUUCUUUCUUUAUAAAGUAACCAUGAAACUUCUUUGUGUUGUCAUAGGUAGGGUUAGGUUUAGGGUAGGGUUAGGGAUUGGGUACUGUUGGAUUAGGGUAGGGUCAAGGUAGGCUUAGAGAAGGCUUAGGCUUAACAUACGAUAUGGUAGGGUUAGGCUUAGGCUUAACGUAGGGUAUGAUAGGAUUAGGGUUAAGCUUAACGUAGGGUAUGGUAUGGUAGGGUUAGGCUUUACGUAGGGUAUGGUAUGGUAGGGUUAGGCUUUACGUAGGGUAUGGUAUGGUAGGGUUAGGCUUUACGUAGGGUAUGGUAGGGUUAGGGUUAGGCUUUACGUAGGGUAUGGUAGGGUUAGGGUUAGUAUCAGCCACGGUUUCUUGAAAAUCUUUGAAAAUAUCUCAAAGUUCUGCCUUGUUUGCCUUGAUUGUCCUCCUACUCUAUGCAUUCAGUCAUAUCUCAGACAGCUGCUGGGAUCGUGGACGAUUCUUUUCUGAUGAUGCCUCAUUCUGUCCAUCUGAGUUUUAUUUAACAGUGUAGGCUCUUUGGCCUUCACCCACCAGCCAGUUCCUCUAUGCAAGUAGACUUUAGGACUUGUAAUCAUUGUGUGAUGGUGAUGUUUAAGAGAAUCCAGAAUGUUAUAAACCAGACUUUAGGUAUUGUUCAUCUUGGGGCCAUGUCCAAAAACUUAAGUUUUAUUUUAAAGCCUGCUCUCACUCUUAUCUCAUCAAAUAUGGCGGCUCAGUCAGGCCAAACACUGCAAAAUGUGACGGUGAGUUCCCCUGUAGCCCUCCAUCCAGUGUUUUAAAAUGAUGCUGGAUUCAUUAUAACAAUUAUCGGCAUCCAAAAGUACCUUAACUUUGAAAAUCUUCAGUCGUACUUUAACCAAAAGCUGACAUGAGCAGAAAAAAAUAGCACUGUCUGAAUGUCACAAAUGCAAUGAGAACUUUUUUGCACUAGAACAUUUCAAGUUUAUUUUAUUUAUUACAAUUAAGAGGCACAUUUGUUUGCUUUAUAUUGUUGUCUAUUAAAAAGAAGACAUUUCUGCAUACAGAAAGCCUAGACAUUCUGUUUUACUGCUUGGUGUUAGCACAGUUAAGUUUGUUAAAUUGCAUGUGAUAUUAUUUACGUGUGUAAGUGGGGAAAAAGAUAUGCAGUACGUUAUCUCAGAGGCUAUGUUGGGUGGUCAUGUAAAGCAUGUGAACAGUGAAGGCCAGUUGAUUCUUUACUAUAUACCAACCAUCAUCUGUGUCUACACAGAAACAGCCUAAAUACUAAAUACUGACUGAAGUCAUUUCCCAGUAUAACAGACCUGAACUCCUCUCUUCAUGUACCAGCUGUUUCUUAUUUUCUACAGCUCAUUUGACCACUUUAUCUAUCUGAAGGUAUGAAUGAAUGAAAGCAUGUCCAUGCUAAAAUGAGGUUACAGGGGUAUUUCUACUGUGUUGUACUGAAGUGUUUGGCUGCUGACUGAGCCGCUGUGGGAGUGGGAACGUGUUUCUCUGUGUGGGGCUGCCAUCAUCCCUGGGUUUAAUUUUCAUGGCUUUAACCAGUUCGGUAUUCUUCUCGUGUGACUCCAUGUUUUUAUGUAGACCUGCCUAUAUCACCACAGUGCAUUAAACUAUGAUAAAGAGACUCGUGUUAUACAGAAUUUAAUGUUAGAAAGAGUGAAGUUGAAGAUAGUAAAGUCCACAGUAAUUUAUCUUGACUUUUCAUAACAGCUCUAAGACUGUGGCUCUAAUGCGGACAGCAUUAACCCUUUAAAGAGUGUCACUUUAAAUGUUUGUCACAGUACUGACAGAAGCUUUGGAAAAAUGUUGUCAAUGAAAAUGAAUUUUAUCAAUAAAAACUUUGAACUGA
Cheilinus undulatus (humphead wrasse) is the source of this 4545-nucleotide messenger RNA. It is a transcript of the gene ca8, whose product is annotated as carbonic anhydrase VIII. Bases 306 to 1088 code for a protein of 260 amino acids. Gene Ontology annotation, biological process: carbon dioxide transport. Gene Ontology annotation, cellular component: cytoplasm. The transcript is spliced from 7 exons. Gene Ontology annotation, molecular function: carbonate dehydratase activity; zinc ion binding. The record is from RefSeq and is a predicted model, not a curated record. NCBI's taxonomy places the organism in Eukaryota, Metazoa, Chordata, Actinopteri, Labriformes, Labridae.